UUUGAUUGAGUAAAACGAGUAGUUUAAUUUGGAGUUGCUCACUUACGUUUGAUAAGUCAGUCUGGCUCGGAAAGUGUAGUCGCCUGGGGUUGGUGCACAGCACGCGCCUAGACCGGGAACGCGCAUUUGCAGGAGUCUUCUCCAGUGGUGCGCGCUUCGACAGACAGUUUGACGUGCGUCUUCUCCAAGUUGGGAGUGCGACAUCCUCUGCAACGUUAAUUACUCUUACUGAAACGCAAAAAAAGUUCAGACGGUUCAUCAUGGGAAACCAACUAAACAGGCGAGGAGCCUCAUCCAACAGUGUUGAAACUGCUGACACUGAACAGGAGCCUGCACAACCAGGAGAGGACUCCGGGCUAACAUUGAGUCAGGAGGCCAUUAGAGCAGAGAAUCUAGAUGUGGUGAUGGUGGAGCCAGUAACACUAAUGGCAUGUUUACCCACUGAAGAAUGUGUCUCAGAGUGUCAAGUGACAGAGACUCCUGCUGCCUUGGACCCAUUAACUGAACCAGAGCCUGUGGCAAAGAAAACCCCAGCUCCAGUCCAACCUGAGCCUCUGGUCAGCCAACCAUCACCUCCAGAAUCCGAUCCAAAACCUGUUGCUAAAGCUCAGUUGGCUUUAGAGUCAGUUCCCGAACCAGAGCCAGUUCCUGAACCAGAGUUAGUUCCAGAACCAGAGCCAGUGCCUGAACCAGAGCUUGUUCUCGAACCAGAGUCAGUUCCCAAACCAGAGUCACUUCCCGAACCAGAGCUAGUUCCUGAACCAGUGCCUGAACCAGAGUCAGUUUCCGAACCAGAGGCAGAAGUUGAGACAGACCCUGAACCCAUCGUAGAGUCAGUAAAAGCCCCAGCUGAGGUUCUGGAGGAGAAGACAGACCUGCUUAGUCAAGAGUCUCUCCCUGAACCAGUGAUUUCUUCACCCCCAUUAAUCGAUCUGGGUGUCCCUGACAUAACUCCCCAACCUAUUGACAUUCCGGUUUGCAUCACUGCCCCAGUCCAUGCAGACAAGCCCUCAAACAUCCCGGUGACCAAAGAAUGCCAACAGAGUGCUGAGGUUAAAGAAAGUGAGAACACAUCGGAACCUCUGGAAAAGCUGAUGGGAGUGGAGGCUGCAGGGAAUUUGGAGCAGCUUGUGAGCAACAUCAACGAGGAAAGUGUUUGUGGACUGCUGAAGAACUUAGAGCUGAAAGGAAAUGACCUGGCCGAAGACCUCAUUCCCACUGAUGUCGAGAUCCCUGAUUCCAUGAGCACUUGCACUGAGCUGAUGUGAAACCACGGAAAAGAAUUCAUUAAAUAAGUGAAUGGAUAUUUGUCUAUGAAACCCUCUUUAACAAUUUCAUGACUUCUGAAAGAAUCACAGAUGCAGUGUUUUUACAACUUACUUUAGUGGCCUUAUAAAGGUAAAAAGGUAUUUCUCUUUCUAAAUAAACCAGAUGUGCCAAAAGGUGUUUUGUUGGGGCUUUAACACCACAGGGGUUAUUAUCAGUGUACUUUUGUGUAUUGCUGGGCAAUAGUUAUCUUUCUCUAUGCAAGUGCACCAUGAAAGAAUUUAAAUGCAUUUCUUUGAGUGGAAAAUCAAGCCAUUGCUAUUUAUAACGCCUGACAAAAAAAAAGGUUGAAGGCAUGUUGAUCAAGAACAAAGUGAAAAGCAGAGGAUAUGUGCAUCAAGUUCAUGCAAAACAAUAGGCAAGGGACAACAGCAAUGCAACCAAGAUGGAGACAGUAUGUGCAUACCGCUUUAUAGCAGAAUACAAGUGUCCAAUAAACAUUUAUGACUUAACAUAA
This is a messenger RNA of Etheostoma cragini (Arkansas darter), 1783 nucleotides long. Its product is annotated as E3 ubiquitin-protein ligase RNF12-B-like. The coding region runs from base 261 to 1268 and encodes 335 amino acids. The transcript is spliced from 3 exons. NCBI's taxonomy places the organism in Eukaryota, Metazoa, Chordata, Actinopteri, Perciformes, Percidae. The record is from RefSeq and is a predicted model, not a curated record.